Messenger RNA from Lolium rigidum, 620 nucleotides. RefSeq lists its product as uncharacterized. Bases 15 to 620 code for a protein of 201 amino acids. The record is from RefSeq and is a predicted model, not a curated record. The transcript is spliced from 2 exons. NCBI's taxonomy places the organism in Eukaryota, Viridiplantae, Streptophyta, Magnoliopsida, Poales, Poaceae.
GGGCGUGGUAAACCAUGGACCUCGACGACGAGAUGAUGCCCUACUCCCCCUCCGCCGACUCCUCGCCGUCCUCCUCCGACCUCGACACCGAGUCGACGGGGUCCUUCUUCCCGGACCGGAGCACGACGCUGGGGACGCUGAUGGGCGUGUCGGCGUUCGGCGGCGGGCAGCGAAGGUCGACGAGGGCCCCGCCGGGGGAGAUGGGCGAGGGGCCGACGCGGGCGCCGCCGGAGGAGGAGGGACAGGGGAGGCGCGCGGGCGGGUGGCGGCGGCGGAGGAGACGGCGCCGGGGCGGGAGCUGGUGGCGGCUGUGCCGCGACGACACAGGCGGGCCGCCCACGAGGCUGGGCGAGUUCCUGGACAUGGAGCGGCAACUCGCCGGCGCCGACUUCCUGUGCGACGGCGGCGGUGGACCACAGGUGCUGCCCGAGGCGGCAUCCGUUGCGGCGACGGCGCUGUUCGAGGACGGGAGGGUGCGCCCGCCGCAGCAGCGGACUGCUCCGCCGGAGGAAAGGGGAAGAUGGCGCCUGCAGCGGUCAGGGGAGGCGUCGUCCGCGUCGUCAUCGCUUGCCAGGCUCCCGGUGCUGCUCACCGGCAUCUGCAGCGGCGGAGCGGGGUAG